UAUACUAUAGGAAGGGUUGGAACUUAGAGGGAUCAAUAUAGCUAAGGAUAUGGGCCAUAAAUGUUGCAGCAAACAGAAAGUCAAGAGAGGACUAUGGUCCCCUGAAGAAGAUGAAAUGCUAAUCAAUCACAUAAACACCUAUGGCCAUGGUUCAUGGAGCUCUAUCCCAAAACUAGCUGGUUUGCAGAGGUGUGGAAAGAGUUGCAGAUUAAGGUGGAUAAACUAUUUGAGACCAGAUCUCAAGAGGGGUUCAUUUUCUGAGCAAGAAGAGAGAACCAUCAUAGAAGUUCAUAGGAUUUUGGGCAACAAAUGGGCUCAGAUAGCCAAGCAUUUGCCUGGUAGAACAGAUAAUGAAGUCAAGAAUUUCUGGAACUCAUGCAUCAAGAAGAAGCUCAUUGCACAAGGUUUAGAUCCCAACACGCACAAUCUUCUCCCUUCUUCCAAAACUAACCAUAGCACCAACAACAACAACAUUAGUGAAUGCUCAUUUUAUCCAACUCUGCCUAAACCCUCUUAUUUUUUCCCUGUAAAUUCACAUGUCUCAGAUACUUCCAUAGACAUAUUGAAAGCACAUUUUCAAGCAUUAUCUUCUAUUUCCUCCUCUCCUGAUACUAAUCAUAUCAACCCUGACCACUCAUUGCACGGAAGCUCAACCCUAUCAUCAGUCUACGAAUACCGAAACCAUAAUACGGCUUGGACUCUCCAAGAAAAACUUAAUUCAAAUGCUUUCAUGGAGGCCCUGAAUCAACCCUCAGCUGGAGCUAGUGUCCCAACCUCCUCUUGUCACUCAUAUCCACUAUCAGAGCUUGAGAUUGUAAAUGAGAAUUGCAAAUGGGGCACUGGUAACUUUGAACCCUCAAAACCUGAUCAAGAAAUGUUUAUGCAACCGCAGAAGGAGAAGGCUUGUGAAGUGGGAAUCGAAAAGGCAAAUAUGUUGAUUGAUGAGCAGACCAAUAUGGAUGCUUCAUUUGGGAGCUCUAACUCUGACUUUGAUUUUGUGGAGUCUACACAAUUGCCUUAUGGAUUGUAUAAUUACCAUCUGAGCCCAAUGAUGGAUCAACUUCAAUGGAAUGGUUAGCAACUUUAGCACUUUCCUUUUGGGGUUGGGGGCUUUUAACAUUUGGUUUUGCUUUUGUAAUUUUGAGACUCUCCUCUGCAAAUAUUAAUUUCAAAGGAGUGACAUAGUGAUUUUGACACACAUAACAAUUGUCAAAUUU
Prunus avium (sweet cherry) is the source of this 1217-nucleotide messenger RNA. RefSeq lists its product as uncharacterized. NCBI's taxonomy places the organism in Eukaryota, Viridiplantae, Streptophyta, Magnoliopsida, Rosales, Rosaceae. The record is from RefSeq and is a predicted model, not a curated record.